UUGUGCACAAUGGAGGCACACACUCACACCAGUCAGUGUUCGGACGCAGCCACAGAAUCCUGGCUGGUAAUUUAAAGCGUUCCAUUUUUAAAAGUUAAAAUGAGUAUUUUUUUCCUUCUUCUGGCCGUUUGCUUUGUUAAUGGUGUUAAGUACGAUGGGCUGAGAGUAAAAUUCGGCUGGUCGGACGCGCUCGCCAACAAAGAGUACUUCUUCAAGUUGCCUCGCACGGCGCUGGAGGCCGAGGGGCUGGAGUGGACGCGAACGGAGCGCCCGCCCGGGCCCCUGCCCGAGCUGCGGAUGUACUGCCUCCAGGGCAGGGCUGUGUGCCCGCUGUAUGAUGCUGCCGGGUUCGUUGCUGGCCUGCAACUUGCUUUGCCAGUGGAAAACUUCGAGUCGCUGGCCAUCAAGCCUGAGAAGAAGUUCACCAAGUGGUCGGCGCCGGGGACGCUGGGGGACCCCGCGCGGGACUACUGGACCACCACGCAGUACUUCGUGUCGGAAGAGUCCAUGAAGGCGGGCGCAGGUCCUCAACUAGAGAACGGGGAGACGCUACAGGACGGCGCCGUGUGGGUGAAGGGGCAGGACGGGGUGCUGCUGCGCGUGCCCAGCACGGAGCAGGAGCUCAACACCACCGCCUUCAAGAAGCAGAACUGCAUACCUAACAUGGGAACCCACUACUACUACAACAUGACGCCGCAGAUGAAGUGCGAGGACUUCCUGCCGUGGUUCGCGCUGGUAUCCCGCGGAGACCUGGUGGGCACCGGCUUCCAGAUGUUCGGGAAGCUCACCAAGCCGCCGGCGAAGCUGAUCGACUGGUUCGAGCGACCGCCGUCCCCCAAGAAGAGCGCUGAUAUAACAAUACCCCUAGCCCCGCCGUGCCUCGGCGAGUGGGCACAAUCCUACGGUGUGGUCUCCCUCCACAUCUAUUACAUCGACGAGCCGUGGAAGAUCAAGUGUGAGACUGGAGACAGCAUCAGGCCAGCCCCGGCCCUGGACCGGUUCAUGCUCAACGGAUACCGCUACGCCAGCCAAGUCGCUGAUGAGUUCAAAAAACUGUUCAGUGGAUAAGUGUGCUGUGUGUUGAAUAGAAUUUGCAGAAUGUUUUAAGUACGUUUGUCUACCUUAUUGCUAUUGCGCCCGUUUUUUGUCCUAUCUGCAAUGCGUAAGUGUGUAUAAUUAAUAAUAGUAAAGUAUUAAAUAUAAAAAAUACCUAACUACCUUUUU
Molecule: messenger RNA, 1224 nt
Organism: Plutella xylostella (diamondback moth)
Lineage: Eukaryota; Metazoa; Arthropoda; Insecta; Lepidoptera; Plutellidae
Source: RefSeq, a predicted model, not a curated record